Messenger RNA from Arachis ipaensis, 1867 nucleotides. RefSeq names its product 2-oxoacid dehydrogenases acyltransferase family protein. Gene Ontology annotation, cellular component: chloroplast envelope; pyruvate dehydrogenase complex; chloroplast thylakoid. Lineage: Eukaryota; Viridiplantae; Streptophyta; Magnoliopsida; Fabales; Fabaceae. Gene Ontology annotation, molecular function: dihydrolipoyllysine-residue acetyltransferase activity. The record is from RefSeq and is a predicted model, not a curated record. Gene Ontology annotation, biological process: pyruvate decarboxylation to acetyl-CoA.
UACUGUUUAGUGUAGUACCAAAAACAGGGCACAUAACCUUCACCGGUAAGGUGGUUGAAACCUCCGUCUUCUUUCGAUGACUUCGAGGAAUAACUGAACCACCACAACGCUUUUUUAACGAUAAUAACAACAUUCAUUCACAUCGCUCUCUCUCUCUCUCUCUCUCUCUCUCUCUCUGCAUUGUUCGAUUUUCCAAAUGGCUCACCUUCUCCACACUCCUUUCCUUCCUUCUUCUUCCUCCUCCGCCGCCCUCCGCCGCAGCCCGGCCUCCUCGGGCACUCGUAGGCCUCCAGCGUCUCCCUGCGUGGUCCGCGCCAAGAUCCGGGAGAUCUUCAUGCCGGCACUGAGCUCAACCAUGACGGAGGGAAAGAUCGUGUCCUGGGUGAAAUCCAUCAUGGUUGACGAGGGCGGUGUUGCCGCCGUCGGAGCUCCAAUCGCCCUCCUCGCCGAAAACGAGGACGAGAUCGAACAAGCAAAGUCCAAAGCACAGUCACCUUCAUCGGCUUCUUCUUCUGCUUCGUCUUCUCCUGCACCUGCACCUGCGCCAGCAGUGGAGGCUCAAUCUGAUAAGGCUCCCGUUAAGGCUGCUGCUGCUGCUGCUCCGGCGGUGGCAUCCACGCAUCCGGCGUCGGAGGGAGGGAAGAGAGUGGUGGCGUCUCCGUAUGCGAAGAAGCUGGCAAAGGAGCUGAAGGUGGAGCUUGGGAGGAUUGUGGGGACUGGACCUUUGGGCAGGAUUGUAGCUAAGGAUGUUGAGGCUUUUGCAGCUUCUGGUGCUGCUGCUGCUGCGGCUGCUGCGGCUCCUGCUGCACCGGUGGCUGCGAAGAGUGGUGGUGGGGUUGAAUUGGGGAGUGUGGUGCCUUUUACGACAAUGCAGAGUGCUGUGAGUAGGAACAUGGUGGAGAGUUUGGGUGUUCCUACUUUUAGAGUUGGGUAUACUAUCACCACUGAUGCACUCGAUGCUCUCUACAAGAAGAUCAAGUCAAAGGGAGUUACUAUGACAGCAUUGCUUGCCAAGGCUACAGCACUUGCUCUGGUUAAACACCCUGUUGUUAACUCUAGUUGUAGAGAUGGUAAUAGCUUUACGUAUAAUAGCAGCAUCAACAUCGCAGUUGCUGUUGCUACUGAAGGCGGACUGAUUACUCCAGUGCUUCAGGAUGCUGAUAAGGUUGACGUCUAUACAUUGUCAAGAAAGUGGAAGGAGUUGGUUGAUAAGGCCCGGGCCAAGCAGCUCCAACCUCAUGAGUACAGCACAGGUACCUUCACUCUGUCCAACCUUGGAAUGUUUGGUGUUGAUCGCUUUGAUGCUAUUCUUCCACCUGGAACUGGAGCCAUAAUGGCUGUUGGAUCAUCACAGCCAACUGUUGUGGCUACCAAGGAUGGUCGCAUUGGCAUGAAGAACCAAAUGCAGGUCAAUGUGACAGCAGAUCAUCGCGUGAUAUAUGGUGCUGAUCUGGCUCAAUUCUUGCAAACCCUGUCACAAAUUAUUGAGGACCCUAAGGAUCUUACUUUCUAGUCCCAUUUUCCUCUUUCCAAAUGGUGCAUUUUCAUAGUAACAAGAAAAUUUCCUUUCCUGCUAUAUUAUCAAUCGUUGACAAGAAGAAAUUGAGAAGUCAAUUACUAUCCUCGGGAUUUUGCAACAGGAGCAGAGUUUUGAAUAGGGAAGUUGAGUUGUAGUUUGUUUAAUUGAGAUUUUUCAGUCUAAUGUACCAAUUUUUAUUUUCGGUUAAAUGCCAUCUGAUUAUAGAUUUUUCUUUCCUGUUUAUUACUGUCAAAUAAUGGCCAUCUGUUGUGUACACUUGAAAGUUGAAAAUUAAUUUUGAAUUUCCAGAUAAAGUGAGACUAGAUAUUGAAACUUCAUUGUGUGAAU